CCCACGCCAACGUUAACAGGCAACAUGGCAGCGUUCUUUAAAUUUACCUCCAAAACCAUUUCCUCAAACGGGCAGCUGAAGUCUCUGGUGAGAACAUUAUUCUAUUAUUCUAAACGUCGGAACGAUCGAUAGAGAAAUUUUUCACUGCUAUGAUCAUGAAUGGCUAUUGUUCUUUCUCUCUCUCUUUUUUAACAUGUGAAAUCAUAAUCUGGAUAAAAUUUCCGCACAGCCCCAUACUAUUGUAAAACAAAUCUGUUUUCCCAGUGGUGAUGUAUUGUUUUUGUCAUUGUUUUCUCUAUCCAAGAACUGAAUGCAUAAUGUAGUAUGGGGCUGUGAGGAAAUUUUACCAAGUUAGCCAUUGGAAAAAAUGUAUAAGGUGGGCAAUAUUGCAUUGCAUCUUUCCAUAUUAGAUGAAACUUUCAAAUGUUUUUCUGCUUGUAUCUGUUAGUCUACAAAACUUAAGGAGCACAUUGUUCCUUAGACAUAAUUAUAUAUUGAAAUGUGACCUGACCUUUUCUACUCCACAAUUUAACAGUUUUUCCAAGGCUCAUCUCCACUGUUUGCUCAAACAAAACAAAUUUGGAAUACACACUUACUUGGUAGGUACAGAUUCUUUUACUAGAGUAGAGAAACCUCAACUCAAUUUUUCAGCUAUAAUUAAACUGUAACCAUGAAAUUCAUAAUAUCAAGCUGUGGGUUUUUGUUACAAAUUGAUGUUACUGGUGCUCUGGGGGAAAAAAGAGCCCACAAAGACAAAGAUUAAUGAGACUGCUAGCAUCAGGGACAUAUGGUUUGUGGUUUUCUGGUGUUCUCUCAUAUCUUGACCUUUAGUACAGUAUUUUGUACAACUCCAGCAACACUCUCCAGACAAACAAACAAAUAAACAAAUACUUUAUUUAUUGAGGGUGAAAUACAUUAUUACCAGUAGCCUGGUAAUUUUCAUAAUGACCCCCAGCAAAAACAGAACACAAAAACAAAAACAUAUCACAUACAAGAAUCAUACUAAUCCUACCAAUUAUUACACUUCUAACUAAAUUAUUAAAAUUUAGUAUAAAAAUCAAAAAGUCCUACUAAUCUUAAAAUGUUCUAGUGAAGAGUUUUCUUUGAUAAAAUUAUUCUGUAGCAUUUUUCUGAAAUUUGAGUGAGAAAUUAUGUUUCUGUAUGAGUUACCUAGAUUAUUCCAUAGACAACAUGCACUUGAGUGGGAAAACCUGAGCCCUGAAUUUCUGAGAUAACCAUAUGUAGACCUAACAAGAGUAGAAAAGUCAUGUUGUGAUUUUUUAACUUUCAUUGACUGUUAUCUGUUGUUUAAAUGUCAACUUUCAGGAACAAAUCUGUUGUCAGGAUGCCACUCAGUUACUCUGUCACCACUCCUUCUUGGCUCAAUUCAGAAAAGAAAUAUUACCUUACUUACCACAUUCAAAGUUGUUGAUAAUAGUACUCUUGGGAAAAGUGUGAAGAAGAAUCGCAAACCUUACUUAAUAGGAUUUUAUAGAAAAAGGAAGACUGCUGACCCUGGGGAUGUGAUAAGAGUUGCUGUGGCUGGAAAGACCAAUAAAGCAGUUGUCAUUGGCACAAGGAAAACAAAGCAUCACACAAUUCCAAGAUAUGACAACAACUGUAUUGUACUUGUGGAUGACAACCUUGCCCCCCUUGGAACACGAGUAAAAGCACCAAUUCCAACAAUUUUAAGAAAGAGACAAGAAAAAUUGUCAAAAGUGCUGGCUCUUGCCACAAGAUUUAUUUGAUGCUGUAAACAUGAGUGUGUU
Messenger RNA from Pocillopora meandrina, 1769 nucleotides. Lineage: Eukaryota; Metazoa; Cnidaria; Anthozoa; Scleractinia; Pocilloporidae. The record is from the annotation of a GenBank genome assembly.